Molecule: messenger RNA, 1773 nt
Organism: Grammomys surdaster
Lineage: Eukaryota; Metazoa; Chordata; Mammalia; Rodentia; Muridae
Gene: Opn3
Product: opsin 3
Exons: 4
Coding region: 98-1300 (400 amino acids)
Biological process (GO): G protein-coupled receptor signaling pathway
Cellular component (GO): membrane; photoreceptor outer segment
Molecular function (GO): G protein-coupled receptor activity
Source: RefSeq, a predicted model, not a curated record
GUCUGAGCUGCCAGCUGAGCGUGAGCUUCACCCUGUUCUCCGCGCCGCGGGCUGGGCUCACCGAGCCUUCUCCCUCACGCCGUGCCGGCGUCGGGCCAUGUACUCGGGGAACCGUAGCGGCGGCCAGGGCUACUGGGAGGACGGGGCGAGCGCGGAGGGCACAGCACCGGCGGGCACGCGGAGCCCCGCUCCUCUCUUCAGCCCCUCCGCGUACGAGCGCCUGGCGCUGCUGCUGGGCUGCCUCGCGCUGCUGGGCGUCGGCGGCAACCUGCUGGUGCUGCUUCUCUACUCCAAGUUCCCGCGACUGCGCACUCCCACCCACCUCUUCCUGGUCAACCUCAGCCUCGGCGAUCUGCUGGUAUCCCUGUUCGGAGUCACUUUCACCUUCGCGUCGAGCCUGCGGAACGGCUGGGUGUGGGACGCCGUGGGCUGCGCGUGGGACGGGUUUAGCGGCAGCCUCUUUGGGUUUGUUUCCAUUACCACCCUCACUGUGCUGGCCUAUGAACGUUAUAUCCGUGUGGUACAUGCCAGAGUGAUCAAUUUUUCCUGGGCCUGGAGGGCCAUUACCUAUAUCUGGCUCUACUCCUUGGCAUGGGCAGGAGCGCCUCUCCUGGGCUGGAAUAGGUACAUCUUAGAUGUACAUGGACUGGGCUGUACUGUGAACUGGAAAUCCAAGGAUGCCAACGACUCCUCCUUUGUUCUCUUCCUGUUUCUUGGCUGCCUGGUGGUACCCAUGGGGAUCAUAGCCCAUUGCUACGGUCAUAUUCUGUAUUCUGUUCGAAUGCUUCGCUGUGUUGAAGAUCUUCAGACAAUUCAAGUGAUCAAGAUGUUAAGAUAUGAGAAGAAAGUAGCCAAGAUGUGCUUUUUGAUGGCCUUUGUCUUUCUCACCUGCUGGAUGCCUUAUAUUGUGACCCGCUUCUUGGUGGUCAAUGGUUAUGGACACUUGGUCACCCCAACUGUGUCUAUUGUUUCUUAUCUCUUUGCUAAAUCGAGCACUGUGUACAACCCAGUCAUCUACAUCUUCAUGAUCAGAAAGUUUCGGAGGUCUCUUCUGCAGCUCCUAUGUUUCCGCCUGCUGAGAUGCCAGCGGCCUGCUAAAAACCUACCAGCAGCUGAGAGUGAAAUGCAGAUCAGGCCCAUUGUGAUGUCACAGAAAGAUGGCGACAGGCCAAAGAAGAAAGUGACCUUUAACAACUCCUCCAUCAUCUUUAUCAUCACCAGUAAUGAGUCCCUGUCAGUUGAGGACAGUGACAGAAGCAGCGCAUCUAAGGUUGAUGUCAUCCAAGUGCGCCCUUUAUAAGAACAGAAGACAGAGUCUUGUAUCAGCUGCCACACAGUGUCACUGUCAGGAGUGCCCCAGAGUCCCCAUUUGGUAUAAUACUGAUGGAACCUCUGUGGCCCUGCAGGAAGUCUGAAUUGCCCAUAUGUUGUCUGUAUUCAAGAAGGGACUGAGCAGGACAAAUGAUUUUAACUCAAGGGUGCUCCGUAACCUGAGAAACUCCUGGUGGCACAAGAUGACCAGCUGGCAUCAUCAUCUUCUAUGCCAGGAUUUAAUAUCUGAACAACUGUAUUUGCCAAAGCACACAAUACAUUUUGUUUAUCAAAUGUAUUUCACUAUAAAAUAACUGUCUCGUAUACACGUGUACAAUGACCAGAACAUCUGGAAUACAUGGUGGCAGUGUUGGGUCCUAUUCUGUGCCAUGUUGUAUGUUUGACCAAUUCAAUUUAUUGAAGAGAUAAUAAAACAAUCCCUACUUUUAUCUGAAAACCAAA